CGGUUAAACCACGACUUCGAACCGCUAACUGGAGAAAUAUGUUCCCGUAGACGUGUGAACAUUAUCAGACCGUCAAGGCAAACAGAAGCAGGACACACCCAUCCUCUGUCAAAACGUGUCGAAGCAAGAAGAGCAAGCCUUUGGCGUGAGACGCGGGUAGAAAAGCGCGGAGAGGACGUGGGUGGGUCGGAGCGCGUGGGCAAACUGGAAAGGUAAAAGGAGGAGAGGAGAAAAAGCGUUCACCUGAAAGAGAACCGGUCGAGCUUCGCCUGCGCUCAUGGGGUCCUCUCACUCGGGAAUGGAGAUGCCCCACAGUAAUGGCAGCUGUGUCGCCAAGGAGAGUAUUGUAAGUACUCCAGCUGCCACAGUGACGGGCACUCUCAUUCUCUCCAUGGUGUUUCUGUUGGGAUUCCCCGGAAACCUCUUCGUCAUCUGGAGCAUCCUGGCGCGGGCCCGAAAGCAAUCCGUCACGACCCUUCUCAUCCUCAACCUAGCCAUUGCGGAUGGCUCCCUGAUGGCUCUGACCCCGUUCUUCAUCGUCUACCUGGCUAUGAUGGACUGGAAAAUGGGGACUGUGAUGUGCAAGGUUCUGUUCUACCUCUGCUUGGCCAACAUGUACGCCUCCAUCUACCUGAUCAUGCUGAUGAGCAUUUACAGGUUGGUGUCGAUUGUGUGGCCCCAGCGCAUCAGCGCGGUCACCAGCAAGAGGACGAUUACACGUGUGUUGGCUGUCAUGUGGUUGCUCAUCAUGGUUGCAUCAAUUCCUGCGCUGAUCUAUCGAGAAGCGAGGCUUAAUGCAGGGAACAGAACGGUUUGUGAUUCAUUCCACGACAAAGACCCAGAUGCAGUUCUGCAGUACAUGCUGGAGGUUGUGUUGGGCUUCGUGGUACCUUACGGAAUCAUUUUAGUCAGUUACAUUUGCAUCCUGAGACGGAUCCGGCAGACCAGAUUCCGCCGCAGGAUCCGCAGCGAAAAGCUAAUCCUGGCCAUCGUGGUGACCUUCUGCCUGUUUUGGUUACCCUACCACAUCAUCAACAUGGUGCAAGUUGCAUCGGCUUUGCUUCCAGGAUGUUCACCAACAAGAGUAGUGUUGGAGAAAAUAUGGAAGAAGUUUCGUGCCGUUACCUCCACAGUCGCCUUCAUCAGCAGCUGUGCCAACCCGGUGCUCUACUUCUUCGCAGGAAAGUCUUACAUCAGACGGGAGGGCGUGGCUUUCAUGGCUCGCUUGUUUGAGGGCACGGGCUUGGACUUCUCCAGGAAGAGCCGAAUGAACAGCCAGAACAGCCGGGACAAGGACAAAGACGCAGAGGUCGUGCUGCAAGACAAGGACGGAGACUUUUCCACAACCUGAAACUCUUAACAUCAAAUCAACAAAAACGGAAAAAUAGAAGUGAACCCCCGCUCCGGUCUUGAAAUCUUUCUUCCGUCCAAAUGUUAAAAAACAAGUUUUACAAAGACUUGAAGAGUCUGUAGCACCAAGAAAGAUUCAGCGGAUCGCCGAAGACGAACUCUUGGAUACAUUUGCAGACAAAAACCUGUUAAGAUGGUGAUGCUUCAUACAUACAGAAGUAUUUGAAAACGGGCCCAACACCCAUAUGAACCUUGGAAUAUCAGACAAACUGAGAGUCAUAGCCUGGGAUGCUUAGACGUCUAAGAAGUCUAAUUCAAGUCCUCUAACUUUGUACAUUCUGUUUCUACGUGCUUUUAAAUACAUUGUCUGCUAUUAAUUUGCUUGCUGAUGUCUUUUUCCUGGGGCAUCAACUUUUAUUAUCUUUGCAUAAAACCAUUUUUAAGAAGUCAUUGAAAUAGAUGUGAAUUUUUAGAGCUUUUGUAUAAAAAAGAAUAUUGUGUGCUUCAUCAUAUCAAAACAUUGAAAGAGAGUACUGGUAUCACUUUAGCGUCCUUCUCAUGUUUGCACUACAUGGCUGUUCCAAACAUGAUUUUGUAAUUCCCUCUCCAGGACAAUAAUGUUUAGUUUCACAAUACAUGCCACUAGAUGUCACCAU
Poeciliopsis prolifica (blackstripe livebearer) is the source of this 2006-nucleotide messenger RNA. Its product is annotated as leukotriene B4 receptor 1-like. Lineage: Eukaryota; Metazoa; Chordata; Actinopteri; Cyprinodontiformes; Poeciliidae. Gene Ontology annotation, biological process: G protein-coupled receptor signaling pathway; immune response. Gene Ontology annotation, cellular component: membrane. The record is from RefSeq and is a predicted model, not a curated record. Gene Ontology annotation, molecular function: leukotriene receptor activity. Bases 278 to 1351 code for a protein of 357 amino acids. The transcript is spliced from 5 exons.